Molecule: messenger RNA, 1124 nt
Organism: Striga asiatica
Lineage: Eukaryota; Viridiplantae; Streptophyta; Magnoliopsida; Lamiales; Orobanchaceae
Source: the annotation of a GenBank genome assembly
AAAUAAAAAGAAAUUAGGCACAUGCGUAUAUGAAUCUGUACAAAUAUUUGAUUGAAAGAGUUUUAUAUGAAUUUUCUGACAAAAAAAAUGUUAGAACUGAAUCAUUCAUCUGUGUAAACAUGCUAAACCUGUUGCGGAAUUUUAUAAGUGAGCCUUCGGGUUUUGCUUAGUUUUGUAAUCACGUAUUGCUAAUUUUAUAUAUCUUCUGACCAUAUUUUUUUUAUUUUUGUGCAUGAGAAUCGUGGAUAUAUACUAAGGAACUUUGAUGAAGUACAAUCAGCUGCAAUAUUACAUAGCACAACAUAAAAUACAAUUUUCUUACAGAAUCAUGUGAAGCUAACUGGUGGCAAACAUUGAUCAUCGACCUCAUAAGAACAUCGAUAGAAACAAAAGUGCAACAAUAGCUGACAUCAUCUUUUUACUGUGCGAGGAUGAUGAUACUGCCAAACUGAUGGACUAUACAAUAUACAAAGAAAACACAGCAACCACACCAAUUCUGGUCCUGCUAGAUGAUUUCGCGGUCAUAUCGUCGCCUUCCAUCUUCAUCAGGUCGCUCGAAGCGUGAUGGUUCGACCUCAAUUUCAAACUCGCGGACGAUCCCAAGCUCGCCUUGCGGAGAUACGGGCAGUACUUGUAUGAUGUCGUCAUCGUCUUCUCGCAGACCGAAAGACAAUACUAGGAUUCUGAUAUCCGGCUCUUUGAGCAUGUUUAGCAACCGGUUCUUCCGGUCUGGAGUACAGAAAGCUGGUGUUACUAGCAAGCUGUUGGUGGAUCCCUUGGCAGAGAUGCAUCUACUGGAAGGGGUGUACUUUUCACAACGCGAGUAUUGCUUAAUGAGUUUGAAAAGAGCAUUGCAGGGCAACGAUUUGUUGUGCAGGGAUUCGGAAAUGUCGGAUCUUGGGUUGCUUGACAUAGAAAGCCUGAUCAAACACGUGAAAGAAAAGCGUGGAGUGAAGGGGUUUGAAGGUGGGGACAGUAGACACAGAUAUUUCCUUAGUGAAAGAGCUGGGCUUUUCUGUGAGUACUGUUGGAGAGGAGAUGCUACACAAUCCCCUCCUGACAAAAGAUGUGGAAACAUUCAAAAACAUCAUGGAAAAUCUGAACUUAUCAUAUCCAAAAGAUAA